Messenger RNA from Trametes versicolor FP-101664 SS1, 1608 nucleotides. Its product is annotated as cytochrome P450. Gene Ontology annotation, molecular function: iron ion binding; oxidoreductase activity, acting on paired donors, with incorporation or reduction of molecular oxygen; heme binding. The coding region runs from base 9 to 1559 and encodes 516 amino acids. Lineage: Eukaryota; Fungi; Basidiomycota; Agaricomycetes; Polyporales; Polyporaceae. The transcript is spliced from 13 exons. The record is from RefSeq and is a predicted model, not a curated record.
CGCCCAGUAUGCCCUCUUCUGCCGUUGUCCUCACGCUCAUUGCAAUCUUCUCGGCGCUGUGGUUCGCGUCUAUCGGAAGAAGACGCAGGAACCUCCCGCCGGGGCCAAAACCCAAACCACUCAUUGGAAAUCUCUUUGACUUCACUUUGAAGGAGCUGUGGGUACGCGCGACCGAAUGGGCGGAGCAAUAUGGGGACAUGGUAUACGUCCAGAUUUUCGGCCAGGGAGUGCUCUUCAUAAACUCGUACACCGCCGCGGUCGACUUGUUCGAGAAAAAGGGUACCUUAUACGCAGACCGGCCACACAUGGUGAUGGCCGCAGAACUGUGUGGCUGCGAGAACAUCAUCGCAUUUGCCGGGCUCGGAGAUGGGUUUCGCCGACACAGAAAGAUGAUGCAGUCCGCCUUGAGUGCAAGCAGCAUCCCGUCUUACCGCCCGCUUGUUGUGGCCGAAACGUAUCCCUUCCUUCGGCGGAUGAUGGAGUCUCCGCAGAACUACAUGACCCAUCUGCGCAGAUACGUUGGUGCACAGACUUUAUCCAUCGUCUACGGGUACAGGAUGACAGAGGCCGACGACCUAUUCCUCAGGUUGGCGGAGCAGACGCAAGAUAUGCUCUCCAAUGACAUUGCGAGUGGCGGUACCGGAAUGUGGAUGGUGGACAUCCUGCCAUUUUUGAAGCACCUACCUUCAUGGUUUCCCGGCGCAGGGUUCCAGACAAAGGCCGCCGACUGGAAGGCUAAAAUCGAGUACGCGGCUGAUGCGCCGUUCAACUGGACGAAAGCCAACAUGGAAACCGGCAAUGCGUCGACUUGCUACUGCACCCUGGCAAUGGACAACGAGGGUGACGACAGCGUAGACAAGAAGCGCGAAUCCGACGUCAAGUGGACUGCCCUCACGAUGUACAUGAGUAGCAUAGACACUACCCUCGUGGUGAUGAGCCACUUCAUCCUUGCCAUGGUGAAGUAUCCAGCGGUCUUGAAGAAAGCGCAGUCGGAGAUCGACGCUUUGACGGGCGGGAGUCGCCUCCCUAACCACGAUGACCGGGCUGCGCUUCCUUACGUCGAGGCCGUCGUGAGCGAGUGUCUGCGCUGGUCUGUCCCCGUGCCACUUGGUCUCGCGCAUCGCCUGAUGGAAGACGACGUGUAUGAGGAUAAGUUCAUACCGAAGGGCACAUUUGUCUUCACCAACAUAUGGAGGAUGACGCGCGACGCAACACAAUUUGCAUCCCCCGACGAGUUUGUACCUGAGCGCUUCCUGGAGGGCGGGCAGGACGGACCGUCAAGCAAACGAUACGACCCCAACGUAUUCGUGUUCGGUUUCGGGCGAAGGAGAUGCCCGGGGACCCAUCUCGCCGAUUCAACCCUCUGGAUCGCGAUCGCUUGCAUGCUGGCGACGCUCGACUUCGGCAAGGCUAUCGAUGCUUCCGGCGAACCUAUCGAGCCUCAACCAGAGUACAACAACUCCACUUUCAGGUCUCUCGAUCCUUUCCCCUGCAAGAUCGUGCCUCGGUCAGAGCACACAGCUCGACUGGUUCAGGACGUGGCGGCCGUUUCUAUUUAGCGUAUAGUAUACUUAAUCCUACUUAAUUUCAAGUCUAAAUUCGUCUGUG